UUGGUGGCCUGAAGUGUGCUGACACAAAGUAAAAAUGAACAGUGAUGCUAUGAUAGUUUCCAGUAAACACAUCUUUGCAAUGCACUGUAAGUCGCUUUGGAUAAAAGCGUCUGCUAAAUGCAUAAAUUAUUUCUUUAAUUAUUUUUUUAAAUAUGCCUCCUAAAACUUUAUCCUUUGUGGCAACAGGCCUACAGUGUGGUUUUAAAAGAUAUACAUCACACUAACUUUAAUGGACUGCUUUCGCCUUGUAGUUUUUCUGCUUUCUUUUUCAGAGCAGCCCAUCCAAACUGAGGGACCUCCAGCACGACCCAUUUAACCAUCUGCAUCGCACGUGUCAAAUUUUACGUGCGACGUCACGCCUACGCCAGCGCGUCGAGAGCCACAGCUCCGCCAUAUUGCAGGAAAUCCGUCUGAGGUUUAGAGAUUAGUGUUUAAUCUGAGGAGAUGGGAGCGAGAGUGUGAUUGGAAAUUACUGCUAGCCAUAUGGUUAGCUCGAGUGGGCGGGUAGAUCGCGCAGUCGCUGUUCUCACACGACAGGACAUAUGUUUAUUAAGACAAAUCGGCGCGGUUCGGCACGUUAUCAUUAUGCCGAACUCUUUUAUGAGAGUCUAGCUAAACUGGCGAGUUGACGUUCUGACUGAAAAGUGGAAAAUCGGAUUAACGUUCAAGAUUGCGCACCAAACCCUAAUCAUUUUGUGUCGCUGGCUCCCGUUGCUACGAGCCCAAGGUAUCUGAUAGAGAAAAGCUGAUAGGUCAAUGUCGGCAGGAAAACACCGAGACCGGACUCGAUUCUACUAACGUUAACGUUAGUUUAUCAGCGACGAUCGGUGGUUGUGUUUCUGUCAGCGAGGGCAAGCGUUCGAGUCGUGUGUCUGCUGGCGAUGUUAUUAUGCUGCCCUGUGACCCGUGUACCAAACUGUUGUUCAGUGUUGACUAAAUUAGCUGUUUUAGUGCGUUAAACCUGCCCGCUGGUCUGAAUUUCAACAGUUCUCGGACUCUUUUGAGUCACUGGCCGCUUUGCGAUCUCUCCUUCCUCGGACUCGCAGCAGCAAACACGGAGGAUAUCUUUGCUCACUUGCUGGCUAAUUGAACUGUGAGAAGAUGUCGACUAAAGAGCCGAAAGAAAACCUGUCGACCACCGAACGAAUCAUUAAAACAGUGCCACUGCCCCCUCACCAGCGGCUGACAAUAAAGGACCUAUUUGUGGAUGGUAAGCCAAAUGCCGAGCUACUGAAGAACCAUUUGAUCAAAGAGGGACGUGUGGAGGAGGACGUUGCGCUGCGCAUCAUAAACGAGGGUGCCAACAUCCUAAGGCAGGAGAAGUGCAUGCUAGAGGUGGAGGCACCAAUCACUGUAUGUGGUGAUGUUCACGGACAGUUCUUCGACCUCAUGAAGCUCUUUGAAGUUGGUGGUUCCCCCGACAACACGCGCUAUCUCUUCCUGGGCGAUUAUGUAGACCGAGGAUACUUCAGUAUUGAGUGUGUGCUGUUCCUGUGGACAUUGAAGAUCAACCAUCCCAACACCCUCUUCCUCCUCAGAGGCAACCAUGAGUGUCGGCACCUCACAGAAUACUUCACCUUCAAACAGGAAUGUAAAAUAAAGUAUUCAGAGAGGGUUUAUGAGACAUGUAUGGAGGCCUUCGACUGCUUGCCUCUUGCAGCUCUUCUAAACCAGCAGUUCCUCUGUGUACACGGUGGCCUCUCACCAGAAAUCAACUGCUUAGAUGACAUUAGGAAAUUAGACAGGUUUAAGGAGCCCCCAGCAUUUGGGCCUAUGUGUGAUUUGAUCUGGGCCGACCCGGGAGAGGACUACGGCAGUGAGAAGACGGCAGAGCACUUUAACCACAACUCAGUCAGAGGCUGCUCCUAUUUCUUCAGUUAUGCAGCAGUUUGUGACUUUCUGACAAACAACAACCUGUUGUCAUUAAUCAGAGCACAUGAAGCACAAGACGCAGGGUACAGGAUGUACAGAAAAAGUCAGACAACAGGCUUCCCUUCAUUAAUUACCAUUUUCUCAGCACCAAAUUACCUAGAUGUCUAUAACAACAAAGCGGCUGUAUUGAAAUAUGAAAACAAUGUCAUGAACAUUAGACAGUUCAACUGCUCUCCUCACCCGUACUGGUUACCCAACUUCAUGGAUGUGUUUACGUGGUCGCUGCCCUUUGUGGGCGAGAAAGUGACUGAGAUGUUGGUGAAUGUCCUAAACAUCUGCUCUGAUGAUGAACUCAUGUCAGAGGGAGACGACUUGUGUGAAGCAGGUGGAGCUCCAGCUGUCCGUAAGGAGGUGAUCAGAAAUAAGAUCCGUGCCAUUGGGAAAAUGGCCAGAGUCUUUUCUGUUCUCAGGGAAGAAAGUGAGAGUGUACUGACCCUCAAAGGGCUCACCCCAACCGGAACGCUACCUCUAGGAGUGUUGUCUGGAGGCAAGCAGACCUUACAGAAUGCCACCAUAGAAGCAAAGGAGGGUCAAGCCAUCCAAGGUUUCUCUCCUACACGGAAAAUCCGCAACUUCGAAGAAGCUCGUGGCCUGGACCGAAUAAACGAACGGAUGCCUCCUCGCAAGGACGGCCAGCAACCUGACGGUACCACAGUUAACACUGCCAACGAGAAAAACGGCACUGACGGGAAUGUGUGAGGGGAGAUUUUGCACUUUUCCUCUCCUCCAUAGCAUUGUCUCUUUCUCUGCCACGUUCUCCACAAGACAGACCCCUCAACUGCCGGAUCCUGCAGAGGAGGGCCUUGAAUGUGGAGAGGAAUCAUUCCACAGACGGGGAGAAAAAUCACUUACAACGAAGUACAAACAUGAGAUUUUAUUUAUUAAAUGAAUUGUAUUAGAUGUACUUGAUAGCAACAUUUUAAAGAUGAGUGAACAUUUGAAAGUGUGCAAAAAACAGGUAUACAGUCACAAUGUGUCAACCUUUAAACUGCAGUUUUGUAACUCGAGAGCAGAGAUGUGGGUUUAAGAUGCUGCACAGAUCAGAAGAUCUAGUUAAUCCCCGUUUUAUAAUAUUGUAUGUCGCAAUGUAUUCGGCAAGGGAUGGUUUGACUGAAUAUACUGUUGUAUGUUAUCAAUAAGCGAUUUUAUUAAGACAAAACAAACCUAAGGGAAAUAAGUUAAACUGUAGGUUCAUUUUUAUAUCUACGAAAGUAAACCUGUUUAAUAUUACUCUGUUUCAAGCAAGAUUCAGACUGAAUGAAAAUAUUAGCUGCUUUGGGUUCCAUGUGUCUAUUUCUACUUGGAAAAACUAGCAUUUUUGUCCAAAUACAGCCAGAUGACACACCACAUGCAAGCAGCCAUAACAUUGAAGUUGUUUGAUUCUAAAAACAAAGCAUGUCUUAUGAAAGCAUCACGUAAUCUUACUUUUCUGUAUCUGUACUUGAGGCUAUUUCAGUCUCUUUAGAAAUAUCAUUUGACAGUCUUUCAGGCUCACUUUACCUCAUUUCUUUCUGCCACACUUCUCUUUUUGCUGUUUCUUAAAAAAGAUGAUAGAUGAGUUAUUAUGUACAGUGAAAUUCGUUAGUAUGCCUAUAAGCUCAUGUACACUUGUAACAGC
Messenger RNA from Sinocyclocheilus rhinocerous, 3550 nucleotides. RefSeq names its product serine/threonine-protein phosphatase 2B catalytic subunit gamma isoform-like. Gene Ontology annotation, molecular function: calmodulin-dependent protein phosphatase activity. The transcript has 14 exons. Gene Ontology annotation, biological process: calcineurin-mediated signaling. NCBI's taxonomy places the organism in Eukaryota, Metazoa, Chordata, Actinopteri, Cypriniformes, Cyprinidae. The record is from RefSeq and is a predicted model, not a curated record. The coding region runs from base 1102 to 2631 and encodes 509 amino acids.